AUGGUUUUGGAAGACAACCCACUUCGUGGCUCUAUACCAGAAUCUAUCAGAAACUUCUCCAGUUCCCUACAAAUUCUACUCGCUUGCAAUUGUCAAAUAAGAGGUCGCAUUCCUGAGGAAAUUGGUUUCUUGCAGAGAUUGACUUUCCUAGGAUUGUGCAAUAACGAUCUAGAUGGCACCAUCCCAUCGUCAAUCGGAGGACCAAAAAGCUUGCAAAGGCUGUAUCUUGAUAACAACCAUCUCGAAGGACCGAUCCCCGAUGACAUAUGCAACUUGACAAGUUUAGGAGAGUUGCUGCUCCAGCAAAAUAGGAUGUCGGGAUCGAUCCCGAAUUGCAUUGGACGGCUAAGCAGCCUUCAAAAGUUUCUGGUAAGUUCGAAUAACAUGUCAUCGGUUAUACCAGUUAGUCUGUGGAGCCUUCAAGAACUCAUCAUUCUCGAUCUUUCACUCAAUUCUUUCAAUGGAGGGCUACCGUUUGACAUGGCGAAAAUAAGAGCUAUAACCAGCAUUGAUCUUUCUUGGAAUCGACUUACCGGCGCCAUAUCGAGUUCCAUCCACAAGUUGAACAGCCUUGCUUCUCUCAACUUGUCAAGGAACUCAUUUCAAGGAUCGAUACCGCAAUUGAUCGGCAAUCUUAAAGGGUUGAAUUUCCUUGACAUCUCCUACAAUGAGUUAUCAGGCACGAUACCCGAGUCCAUGGAAGGACUUACAUAUUUGCAAAAUUUGAACUUGUCCUUUAAUAAGCUAUCGGGAGAGAUUCCUAAUGGUGGGCCCUUUGGAAAUUUCUCAACUCUCUCUUUCAUUGGGAAUGAAGCACUUUGUGGAAAUGCGGCUUUUCAAGUCCCAUCUUGCAAACUAAAUGGAAAGAAAUCAUCAAGGGAUAAGCCGCUCCAGUUACUAUUAAUUAUGUUGCCAAUUGUAUCAACUGUACUUUUAGUCCUCGUUAUUUGCUUGCUUAGAAUGUGUGGGGACACUAGUAAAAAAGCUCCAGUUUCGGUGGAGAACCUGCUUGGAAUUGACCACAUGAUGAUAUCAUAUCAGGAACUUCGCUCGGCUACUAACAACUUCAGCGAAAGCAAUUUGCUUGGAGUAGGAAGCUUUAGCUCGGUGUAUAAGGGGACUCUGGCCAGUGGGACAGAUGUUGCGAUCAAAGUAUUGAAUCUCUAUAUUGAAGGCGCCCUAAAAAGUUUCGACGCAGAAUGCGAGGUUUUCCGCAUUAUCAGGCACCGGAAUCUCGUCAAGGUGAUCAGCACCUGCACGAAUGCCGAUCUGAGAGUGCUGGUGUUGCAAUACAUGCCCCAUGGGAGCUUGGAUAAGUGGAUUUACUCCAACAACUAUAACUUGGGUCUCCAUCAGCGAGUGAAGAUAAUCGUCGAUGUCGCAACGGCAAUUGAAUAUCUCCACCAUGGCCAACCGGAACCCGUUGUGCACUGCGAUAUGAAGCCUAGCAAUGUUCUUCUAAACGAGGACCUGGUCGCACAAGUUUGCAACUUCGGAAUUGCGAAGAUUUUGGCUGAGAACAAACCCGAACUCUUGGCACGAUUGGUUACAUUGCUCCGGAAAGAAAAAAGAUCAAUUGCUAAUGUUCUUAUUCCACAAACCAUGACGCUUGUAGAGUACGGUUUGGAAGGAAAAGUCUCGACAAAAGGAGAUGUCUAUAGCUUCGGCAUAUUGUUGCUGGAAGUGAUUACUGGGAAGAAGCCAACCGGUGAAAUAUUCGAUGCGGAUAUGAGCUUGAGGCGAUGGGUAGGUGCAGCAAUCCCGGACCGAGUGCUUGACAUCGUGGAUAGCGGAAUCCUCAGCAUGAAGCUAGAAGAUUUGACGCUCCCGGAACUCGAGAGCAUAGUUUUAUCGAUCCUCGAGUUAGGACUAGAAUGUUCAAAGGACUUGCCUGAGGAAAGAAUGGACAUGAAAACUAUCAUGGGCUCUCUCGCCCUCGGGGAAGCAGAACGAUUGAACGAGGACGACGUUAGUGGUGCUCUCUCUGUGGCUCUCUCGGCACCAGCUCUUGUGUUUGCUCCUAGUGUUCAAAGCGAACAUCAGCAGCUGGGUUUCCAAAGCUGUGUUCAAGAUUCGGCUCCGUCAUUACUCCCGUCGGACACCACCCUCUUGAAUCCUCGGCCAACUUCGAGGGUUGAAGUUUCGAAUCAAUCUCUGGAAACCCUUUUACGUGUACGCUCUUCUUCCUUCGCUCUCAUCCUCCAUUGGACGCUUGAUUUGCCUUCGUGUCUCUUCUUCCCUCUGCUUCACCAGAGGGAUGCGGAGGUGGAGGGGCUAAGGGAGAGGGCGGCUUUGAGAGACGUGAGCAACGAGAGGGAUACGUUGAAGGUGGAGUGCGUGGGCUUGGUGGAGAAGGCGGGCCUGUUGAAGGAGGGCCUGAGUGAGAUGGAGAAGGUGAGGAGGUAUCUAGAAGGGAGCUUCGAGAGGUUGAAGUUGCAGAACGAGAAGUUGGUCAGGGAGAAAGAGGAAGGGGAGAGAGCGAUCGAGGCGGCGAUGAAUAAAAAGCAAGAAAAAAAGAAAAAAGAAGAAGAAACCGAAAACCGAUUCGAAUCAAACCAAGCCAAAUCAGUUUUUCGAUUCAGUUCGAGCGAGUUUCGAUUCGGUUCAAGGGGGCAUCCUUAA
Molecule: messenger RNA, 2622 nt
Organism: Syzygium oleosum
Lineage: Eukaryota; Viridiplantae; Streptophyta; Magnoliopsida; Myrtales; Myrtaceae
Product: receptor kinase-like protein Xa21
Exons: 4
Coding region: 1-2622 (873 amino acids)
Biological process (GO): protein phosphorylation
Molecular function (GO): protein kinase activity; ATP binding; protein binding
Source: RefSeq, a predicted model, not a curated record